This is a messenger RNA of Danio aesculapii, 1639 nucleotides long. It is a transcript of the gene itgae.1, whose product is annotated as integrin, alpha E, tandem duplicate 1. The transcript is spliced from 10 exons. The coding region runs from base 82 to 1170 and encodes 362 amino acids. Lineage: Eukaryota; Metazoa; Chordata; Actinopteri; Cypriniformes; Danionidae. The record is from RefSeq and is a predicted model, not a curated record.
GAGAUUGCUUUCGUUCUGGAUGGCUCUGGCAGCAUUCAAUAUGAUGACUUUUAGAAAGCAAAAGACUUCAUCUACAAUGUCAUGUCCAAUGUUUGGAAAACAUGUUUCGAUUGUAAUUUUGCGGUAGUGCAAUAUGGUAGUUCAAUCAGGACUGAGCUCUCGCUUCUAAACAAUGAGGAUCGUGCCGGAUCCCUGCAAAAGGUCAAACAAAUAAAGCAAAUUUACAAUCUUACAAAGACGGCCUCUGCCAUCAAUCACGUCCUCACAGAUAUCUUCAUCCCUGAGAAUGGAUCAAAAAAUAACUCUGCAAAAAUAAUAAUUGUCUUGUCUGAUGGAAAGAUUCUGGGAGACAAUAUGACUCUUGAUGAAGUUUUGAACAAGCCCCAAAUGCAAAAUGUCACUCGCUAUUCCAUAGGGGUUGGCGAUGGCAUCCUGAAAAGCCCUAAUGCAAUCAAAGAGAUGAUGCAAAUAGCAGAUCCUGGAAAGUAUUAUGUUUCCAGUUAUGGGGCAUUAAACGAUAUUGUGUCCUCACUGGAAAGAGGGAUAAUUGGAACUGAAGAUCCUGGGACAGAGAUUGCUUUCGUUCUGGAUGGCUCUGGCAGCAUUCAAUAUGAUGACUUUCAGAAAGCAAAAGACUUCAUCUACAAUGUCAUGUCCAAUGUUUGGAAAACAUGUUUCGAUUGUAAUUUUGCGGUAGUGCAAUAUGGUAUUUCGAUCAGAACUGAGCUCUCGCUUCUAAACAAUGAGGAUCGUGCCGGAUCCCUGCAAAAGGUCAAACAAAUAAAGCAAAUUUACAAUCUUACAAAGACGGCCUCUGCCAUCAAUCACGUCCUCACAGAUAUCUUCAUCCCUGAGAAUGGAUCAAAAAAUAACUCUGCAAAAAUAAUAAUCGUCUUGUCUGAUGGAGAAAUUCUGGGAGACAAUAUGACUCUUGAUGAAGUUUUGAACAAGCCCCAAAUGCAAGGCAUCACUCGCUAUUCCAUAGGGGUUGGCGAUGGCAUCCUGAAAAAACCCAAUGCAAUCAAAGAGAUGAUGCAAAUAGCAGAUCCUGGAAAGUAUUAUAGUGUUUCCAGUUAUGGCGCAUUAAAUGAUGUUGUGUCCUCACUGGAAAGAGGGAUAAUUGGAACUGAAGGAGACUCAGCCACAACAAAGGUCCCGCAGAUCAACUAGUGCAUCUAAGCCAAGGGUCAUACACCCUCGAGGACCAUAUGUCUUUCACCGCUGCCAGAGCCACAGCUGCAAGAAUCUUCAAUGUCGCUGCCUGAGCUCCAAGAGGGCUUGACACUCCAACAAGAGCCUGCUGACCCACCAGGGUUGCCUGAACCACUGGUGCCUACUGACCCAGAGCCUCCUAACCCUAAGCUUCCUAACCCAGAGAAAUCAGAUUCAGCUCUGCUCUAUGCUCCAGGCUGUCCGCAAAUCAGAGACAAGCUUGUGAAUGUUUAGAAUUUUUUUCCUUCAAAUACAGCAUAACAGUAACAAAAACUGAUAUAAUUCAUAUUUUAACAUUUUUAGAAAGUUGUGAAUAGAUUUUAUUAACCAAGUUAUAUAAACAUUUUGAAUGUAAGAAAACAUGGCAGUUUUAAAAUAGCAACAUUAUGUUUCUACAUCAUUUGUUGUGUAAUACAAACAUUUAAAU